AUGACAAAACCUGCAAAAGUCAAAGAGUUGGCUGCCGGUGACUACGAAAGCGAGUGUUCGAUUGGGACGAGCUUUCGCAGAGCCCCGCUUGACACGUCGCACAUUCCUGACGAAAUCAAUUCGCUUUUUUCUAACUUCGAUUCUGUGGCAGAAUUCUGCCUAACCUCAUUCUCGGCUUGUUUUCGAUCUGACGAAGUCGAGAAAGACAGAAUGACCUUGAGAAGGAGACUCAUCGAGUUGCAAUGGUUUCUUCGUAUGAGGUUAGGUCGAUUUAUCUUCCUUGCGCUGGGUUUAUUCGCCGUCAUUUUUGUGAUUACGCGCCUCCAGGAUCGUCGUAAGGUCUUUUCUCCUGAGAAAGAAGCCGUUGUGCCUCUCCCGGAAGCGUGGAAAUCUACCGAGCUUGCCGGAGGUGUUGAUCCUAACACUGUUUUCGUGAACGAUGAACUUGGAAAUUAUGAACCAAAGAAGCCUGAGGUGCCGUCUAGUCAGCCAGGGGAAGGUGGUGAACCCGUACACGUAACAGACGAGGAAGGUAUGGCGGAAUCGAAAAGGGCUGAAGAAGAAUACGGUUUCAAUACUUACGUGAGCGACAUGAUCUCUCUCAAUCGUACAAUACCGGACAUAAGAAUGGAAGAGUGUAAGCACUGGAAUUAUCCCGAAACUCUGCCGACUGUCUCCGUUGUUAUUGUUUUUCACAAUGAAGGGUGGACGCCCUUGCUAAGAACUGUACAUUCUGUUUUGCUUCGGUCACCGCCACAGCUCAUCAAGGAGAUCGUUAUGGUUGAUGACUAUUCAAGUAAAGAGCAUCUGAAAGAGAAAUUAGAUAAAUACGUCAAAAGAUUCAAUGGAAAGGUUCGUCUUGUGCGCACCGAAGAUCGGGAAGGACUGAUUCGUGCUCGUACGAUAGGUGCGAAGCAUGCUACUGCAGACGUAGUCAUCUUUCUUGAUGCACACUGUGAAGUUAAUACAAAUUGGUUACCUCCACUUCUGGCACCUAUCAAACAUAACAGGCGUGUAAUGACAGUCCCGGUCAUCGAUGGCAUUGACGCGAAUACAUGGGAAUAUCGCAGUGUUUAUGGCCAAGCAGACCGCCAUUUCAGUGGAAUUUUCGAAUGGGGACUUCUCUACAAAGAAACCGCAAUUUCUGCAAAAGAAAGGGAGAGCCGACCACACAACAGCAUGCCCUUCCGUUCACCCACUCAUGCUGGAGGUCUUUUUGCAAUCGACCGCCUAUGGUUCCAAGAGCUGGGAUACUAUGAUGAAGGUCUGCAAAUCUGGGGUGGUGAGCAGUACGAGCUUAGUUUCAAGAUCUGGCAGUGUGGUGGAGGAAUUUUGUUCGUGCCUUGUUCUCAUGUUGGCCAUGUAUACAGAUCUCAUAUGCCGUAUACAUUUGGCAAACUUUCAGGAAAACCAAUCAUUUCGACGAAUAUGAUGCGUGUAAUCAAAACAUGGAUGGAUGAGUACGAUCAGUAUUACUUUAUUCGCGAACCUCAAGCACAAAAGAUUGAUCCUGGCGACAUAACAGCUCAAUUAGCUCUUCGAGAGAGAUUACACUGCAAAUCAUUCAAGUGGUAUAUGGACAAUGUUGCAUACGAUGUGUUGCCUAGCUAUCCGCUUCUACCGAAAAACAAAGUUUGGGGGGAAGCACGAAAUCCACAUACAGGCAAGUGCUUGGAUCGUAUGGGAGGGAUUCCCGGGCCAUUGGGUGUAAGUGGAUGUCAUGGUUAUGGAGGCAACCAGCUUCUUCGAUUGAACCUGGAAGGUCAACUAGCACAAGGUGAAUGGUGUCUGACACCAAAACGCUCUGGCGUUGAAGCUAAUCACUGUAGAAAAGGAACAGUAAAUGGACCUUGGGCUUACGACGAGGAAACACGGCAAAUCGUCUACACUAAGUCGCGGACCUGUCUCACAGUAGACGCCCCAAAACCAGGAGAUCUCAUGGAAAGAAUUUUACCAGUGAAGUCUCUUUACAUGACUCCUUAUUUAAACGCACUUAUAUCAGGCGUCAUGCUCUCAUCAUAAUCUCAUCUGUUCUGGAAAUGAAAUACUUCCUCACAAGAGCUCUACUUUUUGUGGCAUUCAUCUUUCUUAUAGUGCGAAUGAGCAAAUAAUUGUUCUUUGUGUCUUAUUUCUAUGCUCUUGUCAUAUAAGGUUGUAUUGGAACUUUACUGGUAUCAUGGCUGUUAUCAUAUGGGGUCUUGUUGCAUCAUUUUUUAGUCAUUGCCUUCUGUGUUAUUGCAAUUGUGAUCAAACCUCUAUAGUAUACUACGGGGGCUUUCGUCUAAUCUAAUAAAAUAGGUUGCUUGUGUGA
This is a messenger RNA of Cylicocyclus nassatus, 2311 nucleotides long. Lineage: Eukaryota; Metazoa; Nematoda; Chromadorea; Rhabditida; Strongylidae. The record is from the annotation of a GenBank genome assembly.